Messenger RNA from Carassius carassius (crucian carp), 3241 nucleotides. It is a transcript of the gene incenp, whose product is annotated as inner centromere protein. Bases 182 to 2812 code for a protein of 876 amino acids. The transcript is spliced from 20 exons. The record is from RefSeq and is a predicted model, not a curated record. Gene Ontology annotation, molecular function: protein serine/threonine kinase activator activity. NCBI's taxonomy places the organism in Eukaryota, Metazoa, Chordata, Actinopteri, Cypriniformes, Cyprinidae. Gene Ontology annotation, cellular component: midbody; nucleus; chromosome passenger complex. Gene Ontology annotation, biological process: meiotic spindle midzone assembly; mitotic cytokinesis; metaphase chromosome alignment.
AAUUUUAAACCGUUUGAGCGGGUGGCAGGAAAACAAGAGUGAGUGGAGCCGAAGUAUUUUGUCAUGUUAAAUUAACAUCCAAUGUUUAUUAACAUAAUAGAAGCCAGGAUUAUAACUUUGGAUCAUCAAAUCUUUGUUUUUGCAGCGCUAUCGUGCAUACAGGCUAAAGAGGGACGCCACCAUGAGUUCCUUGCCGGAGACCACGCGCUCCCUCAUGGAGGUUUUUAAUGGAAAACUGCAGAGUUUUACUAAUGAAAUCGACAGUGUCCACAUGGUGUGGCUGGAGGAGAUCCAGCAGGAAGCGUAUCGCAUGUUUUCGAGUGACUUCAGCACCGAGCCAGAACUCAUGCCAAAGACUCCAUCACAGAAAAAGACAAACCGCAGGAAGAGAGUGUCGAUGGAGCUCAACGAGUCUCGCUGCAAAAGACGUUUCUCCAAGGGUAAACGCAGCAACCUGCGUCGCUCGUCAGUCCAGAUGACCCUGACCACCCUCUCUGAGCUAGUUACGACACACGUGCCGACAGACAGCUCUGAGAGCCUGAUGGAGGAACCUUCUCGUCGCACACGUCGCAACAAAACCACUGCCCCGGCUGAAACCGAACCUGUCAAGCGUAGCACCCGUAACAAAGGCACCAAAGCUAAGGAGGUGGAAGAAGUGUCAGAGAGCGUUCCAGAUGUGAAUGAAGCCAUUGAGGUGCAGGAUUCUGGCUCCAAUCAGGAUCAGAUCCUGGUGUCUGAAGCCGUGGUGAAGAUUCCCUCCUCAGAGCGUCUGAGUGCAGAUUUGCUGCUGAAUGCUGGUGUGUCUCCGGGCCGAUCCGCUAAUAAAAUCCCCAUCGCUGCAUUUGGGUUGCAGACGACACCUCAGGGAUCAGCUCGGCGCUCGCUGGUGGUACGCCGUUCUCUGGUGGGCCUCAGGCAGAGCAUGACCCAGGAAGCUGUUCGCAGGGCAUCUCGGCGCUCUUUCCUGAAGAAGAAAGCCAGACUGGGAACCUCGACUUGCAGCAGCUCUGUCAGCGAAGAUAUCUGUAUGGAUAUUGAAACUGAGGAAAUGGAGAACAAAGAAGAACAGGUUGAUGCACCGCAAAUGGUCACUGAACCAGCUACUGAAACUAAACCUGAACCAGCUACUGAAACCAAACCUGAACCAGAAAUAGUCCAAACUGAGGAACUUGAACCCAAAAAGACUGAAGAAAUGGAAUCUAAGGUAAAAGACACACUUCCAGAAGAGAUUGCUGAAUCUAGCACCACUGAGAAUUGUCGCUUCACACGAUCCAUGGCCCGCACUUCAGAAACUGAUGGAGCAGAAUCCAAAGGAGAUGACAGGCAUACGCGUUCAGGCUCAAAGCGUCAUGCAGCUCAGGAAAGCACCACACCCAAGAAGAAACAAUCCCCUCCGAAGAAGUGCCUCACGAGUACUGCUCCACACAUGCGAUCGUUCUUGCAAACGGUGCAGAAGAACCAGAUGCUUAUGAUGACGCCUGGGUCUCUGGGCCGCAGCACCAUCAUAAAAUCCUUCAUCAAACAAUCUGCCACCAAAACUGACACCAAGGUGAGCAGGGAUAUUUCUGAGCGAGAACGGCAGAAAUGGGACGCCUUGAACAAGAAAAUAGAACAAGAGAAUGAACGAAAGAAAAAGAUUGAGGAGGAGAGACGAAAGAAACAGGAAGAAAUGAAAAGGAAGCGGGACGAACGUUUGAAGCGGGUUGUUGAGGCUCGAGUGAAAGGUGAAAAGGAGAAGGAGCAGGAAAAGAAAAAGAAGAUUGAGGAAAAGAUGGCACAGCUGGAGAAGAAAAAUGAUAUGCUGCGUGUUGAGCGGUUGGCUGAGGAGAAAGCCAAGAAGAAGGUGGCCACUAAAAGACAGGAAGAGCUGGAUCUCCGCAAGAAACAGGAGGAGACAGCCAGACAAAAGAAACUUCAGCAAGUUGAGGAAGAGGAGAGGCGGCACCAGGAGAUGCUGGCCAAACGCAAGGCUGAAGAGGAGCGAGAGAGAGCCCGCAAACUGGCCGAGGCCACACGUGCUCUGGAGCUGAAGAGGGAACAAGAGCGGGAGAAAGAGAGGGAGCGCGAACGAGAGCGGGAAAGAGAAAGACAGGCGGCAGCUGAAAAAGAAAGACUAGAGAGAGAGAAGGCUAUUGCUCUUCAGAAGGAACUGGAGAGAGCAGCCAGAGAGAAAGAGAGGAUGGAGAUGGAGGAGAAGAGGAAAAUGGAAGAGCAUCGGAAGGCUGAAGAGGAGAGGGAAGCCCAACAGAAACGUGCGGCUGCAGCCUCCGCCCCGGCGCCCCCUACAGUUACAGCACAGAUCUCUGCCGCAAAAACACAAGCAGCUAACAUGCACAACACAACUAUAACUAAAAGUUCAGCUUUAAAAAAGACCGUAGAUAUUGAGAACUCUGUUCUAAGUACUCCAGUUGGGAAAGGAACUGCUCACAAUAAGACCGUAGAUCUCGGACCUGGACUCAACGUGACUGUGGACAUUGAGCAAUCUCCACAAUCAUACCAGAUCACCCCAAAGGGCCAGAAAGUGAAUGUUUUAGUGAAUCCUGAAGAUUAUGGCAUGGACCAGAACAGCGACGACUCAACAGAUGAUGAAUCUGCACCCAGGAAACCCAUCCCGUCCUGGGCUGAGGGUAUGCAAUUGCAGCAAGCCGUCAUGAAGCAAUAUUACAAUCCACUAGAUCUCCAUUCAUAUUUUGGAGAACCUGAACCUCCCAAACUGGAGGCGAUCUUCAGGCGGACUAAACCUCGCUUCUUUAAACGCACUAGCUCUGCUGUCUGGCAUUCUCCACCACGUUUGGGAAAUCUGGGCAAUUGAUAAGCAGAUGUAUAUAUUUUUUCUUUUCCUAUUUUUUUUUUUUUUUUUUGUCGUCGAUUUUAUGUUUUCUUUUUUACUUUGAGCUCACUUUAAUAAAGCUUUUAAAAGUCUGUAUGUAAGUAGGUUAGACUGGAGAAGAAAAAGAGCAGAAUGUGUUAUUUAGAUUACACAAAAGAUGAUGCCCAUUCUCAGUUUCCUGCUGCUGAGGGCUCAUGUUUAUUUUCCUGCUUUUAAAAAAGAAAAAAUGGGACUACCUUGUCACAAAUGUAUUUAAAUAUAGUGUUAAAUGUUAUAAAUUUGAAGUGUACACGGGAGCUGCUACAAAUGGGAUGGAAAGAUAGAAAAUCUGGGGAUGUUGUCUGUCUACAAAAUUCACUUCACAGAGUGUCAGAUUUACUCUGGACUGUUAAUAAAAGGUAUCAUUUCAAA